GAUUGGCGCAUGCGCAGUACAAACAGCCGUUCGGCGGGUACUUGCGCUAACUCCCGACUAAUGCUAAUGCAGAUAUCGCCACUUUUUUCUCUUUAAACUCCUCAUACUUAUGUCAACCUGCGGCCAGGACGUGAGGUGAAACCGAGCGGAGAAGGAGACCCAUCCCAGCGGGUCACCGCGCACUAUCAGCGGCUUAAAGGAGCAGUCUGAGCCGCGGGAGUUUGGCUCUUUAGGUGUUAGCUCCAGAGGCUAACGGAGGCUAACGGCGCUUGUUUUGGUUCAGUUUGCUAAUGUUAGCUUCCCGUUAGCUUCCCGUUAGCUUCCACUCAGCUCCCUCUGCUCACAGUUUGACUUCCCAUCAGAGCCUGAGAGGAGAGACGUCAUCGGGCAGAACAUGGCGCCGGUGUCGGACGUGAAGCAGGGGGCAGAGGGCGGCAGACGCCUGUCCAGAGAAGACUGUCUGUGUCCCAUCUGUUUGGAGAUCUUCAUGGAGCCGGUGACGCUGCUCUGCACUCACACCUUCUGCAAGGUGUGCUUCCUGGAGUCUGUGGACAAAUCGACUCUCUGCUGCCCCCUGUGUCGUAAGAGAGUGUCAACGUGGGUGAGAGAGCACAGCCGCAACAACAGUUUAGUGAACGAGGCUCUGUGGGAGAGGAUCCAGAGGGAGUUCCCCCAGAGCGCAGAGAGGAGAAGAGAGGAGGAGCAUACAGAACCAACGUGUUUCCCCCGACUCAGUGAACCUGGAGCUCUGAGGCAAGAGUAUGAAGACCAGCUCUCUAAGCUCACAGAGGAGAAGCGUGCUGUGGAGGAGCAGGAGCGCAGGGCGAGUGAGGAAUUGAUUCAGAGACUCUUGGAGGAGGAGGAGGAGCUUGUGAAGGAGCAGAGGAGACGCGCUGAAGAGGACGAGAGACUGGCCCGACUCCUGAGUCAACAACUGAACGAAGCGGCAGAGUCAGAGCGGAGCCGUGUCCCAGAGCAAACUCCAGUGAAGAAGAAACCUGUGGGGCAGAUGGACAGGUUCCUCUGUCCUCUGUCCAGAAGCCACAGCUCCCAGGCCAAUAAGGAGAACAUCUUGGCUCGUCUGAGUUCUUCGUUGGAGCCUCCACAGCUCGACUUCUACGGUCCUGAAACAGAACGUGACCAAUCACAUCUGCAGGAGUCUGUCCAGGAGGAGACGGACAGGAGCACGGACCAAUCAGAUCACGGGGACAUGCCUGUGGAGGGCGGGAAUAAGAGGAAGAGCGAUGAGGUGCGGUCGGAGGAAGAGGAGGAGACACGAGGCAAACGCAGCUGUCAAUCAUCCUGUCUGGUGGGCGUGUCCAUGGUGGAGUGGGAGGCGGAGCUUCAGAGACGCAGGAGACAGGAGGAGGACGAUCUGCGUCUGGCUCUGGAGCUACAGCGACAACUCGACCGACAACGAGAGACCGACCGAAGGAAAGGCUCCGAAGACGCCUACCCCCUCAGAACCCCCCGGAGGACACGGGAGAGUACUGCAGCUACUCCUGUCCGAAGAAGACCUCCACCCUCUGCCACGGUCACCCUGUCCACUCUGAGCGCUCCUCAAAUGACCCCAUCUGACCCCAAAUCUGCUGUACCCACAUCUCCAUCUGCCCCUGCUCCUCCAAAACAAACGUGUGCCUUUAAAUCUCUACUGUCAACUCCAAAACCAGGUCCAGGGACGCCCAAAACCUGCCAGAAAUCACCCAAAACCUGCCAGAAAGCCAACCGGCAAACCACACUCACAGAUCUGUUCAACCUGCACAGCUCAAGAUGAACCGGACCCAAAAACACGAGGAGUAAACUCUGGUGAAUAAAACUGUUGAACUGCUCUGAGUUUGGAUUUUGUAAAUAGGGAAAAAACAUUUUGUUAAAGAAAUAUGCAAAAAUAACAUUUGAGUUUAAAUUUGGGACUAAACCAGGACCAGAACUUAAAGAGGUUUAUUAUGUAAAAUCACCUUUUUGGAACGUUCUGUCGUGUUCUAACACUGCAUCAGAAUCCAUACAUGUUUGAGUAAUCUAGAGAUCUCUCCCACGCCCUACUCAAAUCCUCCUUAUGCUUAUCCUGUACGAGGCUCCGCCCACAUUCCAUAUUUACUCUCUACACUAACAGUUAAUGGCCUAUAGAAGUAAAAUACUGGACCAGGACCGAGCUAAACCUCGGUCUAAGUCAAUGGCAUUAAACUAGAAAUGUGUCAAACCGAAGGACUGAAAACAGAAUUCAGGACUAAAUCAGGAUUUGAACCAGGGACCUUCUCGUUUGGGGGUAAAUGGGGCUUCUCUGAUUUUAGUUUGAAAAGAACAAAGUUUGUGUUUUCUUUGGUAUCCGCACACAUCUGCUCAAAUCAAGUAGUCCCUCAAAGUCCUGGUUUAGUCCUGGUUUAGUCCUGGUUUAGUCCUGGUUCAGUCCCGGUUUAGUCCCGGUUUAGUCCCGGUUUAGUCCCGGUUUAGUCCCGGUUCAGUCCCGGUUCAGUCCCGGUUUAGUCCCGGUUCAGUCCCGGUUCAGUCCCGGUUUAGUCCCGGUUUAGUCCUGGUUUAGUCUUUAAAGCUGCAUUAUGGGACUUGACUGCACAUAUUGCUUUGGUGGAAUGUUUCACAGUGUGGCAUUAAGUCGUCUUGUGCCUUAAAAGGUGAACACAAACGUGACUCGGUGCUUUUAAACGGUUUGGUGCGGUUGCUCCGCCGUGGCGUGAGGCGGAGCUUCCUGAUGAUUCACCUUGAUGAGUUUAGAAGUGCAUUUUACAACUGAGGGUUGAGAGGGCGGAGUUUUGCUAACAACAACUAGCAUGCUAGCGUGCUCUUCCUGAUUUUUACCUGCUUGUCUUCAUGGAUGUAAAUACGUUUAAAGUCAUACUGUCGUCCUAACAUCUCCAUGGAGACUCCCUCCACUAGAAAAGUUCCACAGUGGAGCUUUAAAUCAGUAUUCAUAUAAACGUGUUGAGUUCUUUCAUGUUCUACACUGAACGUCUGCUGCUGAAAUAAACCUUCACUGUACAAAUGUC
Molecule: messenger RNA, 2999 nt
Organism: Periophthalmus magnuspinnatus
Lineage: Eukaryota; Metazoa; Chordata; Actinopteri; Gobiiformes; Gobiidae
Gene: rnf168
Product: ring finger protein 168
Exons: 9
Coding region: 395-1774 (459 amino acids)
Biological process (GO): double-strand break repair
Cellular component (GO): site of double-strand break; nucleus
Molecular function (GO): nucleosome binding; ubiquitin-protein transferase activity; metal ion binding
Source: RefSeq, a predicted model, not a curated record